AUGACGUCUCUAAGUUUCAGGUUGAAUCCGGAUGCAAUGGUGAAGUUUCACGAUGCCUUUGCAUGUCUAGCAAAAUUCAGUGACACCAUUGCUCUAGAGGCCGAGCAUGACUUGCUUCGAAUUAAGGCCCUAAACACCACGAAGACGGCAUUUGCCUCUUUGGUGUUCGACAGGGAGGAUUUCUUUGAGGAAUACGACUUUAGCGCACUACUUUCCGUUUUUCGGGGGAAAGUCGACAAAGGGAAAGAAACGGCGAUCGAAGUCUGCUAUGUUGAGCUCUUUGAAGAUGACGAGCAAGAUGAAUGUCGAUUGAAUAUCAGAAUGAUUUGUGCCAUGGGUGUUAUCAAAUCAUAUAAGCUCACAUAUGAGCCUGGUGCGAUUCAGCAUGCCAUAUUCGACCAAACAAAAGCAACGAAUAGGUGGUCUGUCAAUCCCCGGUACUUGAAGCAGAUCAUCGAUCAUUUCAGUGUAUCCGCAGAACAGUUGGAUUUGUAUGGAGAUGAAGAUCAGGCCGUAUUUACGAGCUUCACAACGAAAAUCAUGGAAGGAGACGAAGUUCUCAAAAAUCCGAUUCACACGUCAGUCGCCACCACAAAGUCUGAUUUCUAUGAAUUUUCGGUUGAGGACAAGAUGCACAUCACGAUCACUCUGAAGGACUUCAAAGCAGUGGUAUUGCAUGCUGAAUCGGGUGGGUCCACAAUAACGGCUCGGUAUACCCGGCCCUGCAGGCCAAUACAACUAGCAUACGAGAUAACUGGCAUCAAAGCCGAUUUUAUCCUGAUGACUCGCGGCGAAGCAGAAGAUGUGGAUGGAUCAUCUUCAUCACGUGCGAAGGCCCGAGCUGCAGCUGCGGAGGCCCCUCGACGCAAGACAGUCUAUAAAUCCUCGGUUGCCCGGUCUGCGGCGAACAGGGUUGGCUCAUUCUUUGACAUAGAGCAUAGAGCAAAGAUGCCGCCUCCCCCAGUGCGAGCUAGGCCUCUACGUCCACUUCAUGGGUCUUCGACCUUGGAUCAUCUUUCUCGCAACUCUGCCUCGGAAAUUUUAUCGGCCUCAUCCGUGUCCGAAGUGCCAGAAGUAUCGGAGGCACCAGAGGUACCAGAGCCAAUGGAGUUUGAUAGCCUCUUUGUGACCCAGGAUAAUGAUCAAUGGGAUGAAUUGGUUACAAAUGAAGAGCCGCAAGAUAUUCUUGGGUGGGAUGCAACUGGCCAGGAGCCACUCGAAAGAAUCCUCCGUGACGCGGAGCCAGAUUUUCCAAAACCUGUACGACUUAAUCGACUCAAUCGGACCGCGGAAGACGAGAUGGGCAUUCCGCCAACGCAACGCAUGUCGCAAGUACGCGGCAUGGGUCUCUUCGAUUAG
Penicillium verhagenii is the source of this 1359-nucleotide messenger RNA. RefSeq lists its product as uncharacterized. Lineage: Eukaryota; Fungi; Ascomycota; Eurotiomycetes; Eurotiales; Aspergillaceae. The transcript has 6 exons. The record is from RefSeq and is a predicted model, not a curated record. Gene Ontology annotation, cellular component: checkpoint clamp complex. Gene Ontology annotation, biological process: DNA replication checkpoint signaling; cellular response to ionizing radiation; mitotic intra-S DNA damage checkpoint signaling. Bases 1 to 1359 code for a protein of 452 amino acids.